Messenger RNA from Drosophila eugracilis, 2281 nucleotides. RefSeq names its product serine-arginine protein 55 (gene B52). Lineage: Eukaryota; Metazoa; Arthropoda; Insecta; Diptera; Drosophilidae. Gene Ontology annotation, biological process: alternative mRNA splicing, via spliceosome; mRNA splice site recognition. Gene Ontology annotation, cellular component: cytoplasm; nucleus; ribonucleoprotein complex. The record is from RefSeq and is a predicted model, not a curated record. Gene Ontology annotation, molecular function: mRNA binding. The transcript is spliced from 5 exons. The coding region runs from base 1462 to 2112 and encodes 216 amino acids.
CCAAAAUCCGAUAGAGAAUCAAAUCUUAUUGAAUCGCCGUGAGAGAAAGAUAAAUCUAGUGACCGACCGAGCGGUUCUGAGUGUUUCCCAAAUAAAACCAUGAAGUGUGGUGGAAGACAGAGAGGUAGUACCCAGAGCAGCCCCCAGAUGGGUUUCGAUUCGUGAUCUACGAUCUGCGACCUACGACCAACCACCACGAUGCGCCAUCGCCGCCGCCACAUCCAUCCGUCUUAUUCCGAAAUACGAAAACAAAAAAUCAUAAGAACAAAUCGAUCAGAAUCGAGCCUAAGAACACUAGAAAACACCAAACUAAAACCGAAAAUCAGAAAGCAGACGAUGACGAUGGACGAUGAUGAGCUGCCCGGGUCAAAAAGGCCAGCCUACGUAAGCUGAUUAUGAAAAGACGUAGGCUGGCCUCUUGCGUUAGGUAUUUAAUUUUCUCUGCUAAAAAAAACAUUCACAAUUUUUUACUAUAAACAAUAUUAUAUAAAGAAUUGUCAAAUUCCUUAUAGCCAAUUGUGAGUGUGAGGGCGUAAAUCGAAACAAUCGAGUACGGUUUAGAGAUGAGAGAAGCUUGCGUUCGCUAAUUCUGAGAUGAGGAUGUGAUGGUCUUGGCGACGAUGAUGAGAUGGGAGAUGAGCAUAUUACGAUGAUCGAUCGAUGAUGAUGACGAAUGCUGAUCGCGCGUUUUGUUACCAACUUCGGCUAGUGCCUCCGAACUUAGUCCUUCCCCCCAAUUCCCGGUUCUUCUUCUGGCUACCGGCUACCGGCUAUCGGCUCUGGCUCUGGCUUACGGCUAACGGCUCCCGGCUUCCGUCUCCGGCUGAGACUACCGACUAGACAACCAACCUGUUGGAGCAGCAAGAGAGCAGCGUCUCGAAACGUAUUUCUUAUUUUUGCAGUUCGUUUGUGCGUGAGGCGCCGAAGCCGCUGGUUGUUGUCCGCCACUGCCCGGCAAAACUGCUUCAAAUGCUCCACUCUCCGGCUCUCUGGUGCGGUGGUUCUGGCCAGCGAUGUCUGCCUCUGUAAUCUGAUCUGACCUCCUGACUGUAUCCGGUGUGUGGCAGGCUCCCCCGAAACAUAAAACCGAAAUCGCUACCGCAACACUUGAAUACUCUUUUUUUUGCCAUUUAUAAUAUGAUUCUGUUGUACAUGGAAAAACAUAUAACAAAAUACUAAGUACCAAAACCAAAACACAAAACCAAAGUAAUGAAACGAAACGUAAACGAGGUCUGGCCAUCAAUCCUCUCAUCCGCCUGACUGGCCACUGGUUCACUGGCUGCCUAGGUGCCUGGCUGCCUGGUUGAGUUAACGAUGUUCGAUCGGACUUUCGAUGGGAGGUCAUGAGGUGUCUUGGUGUCAUUGGCCCACAGUUACUAGGCAGACAAUCUAAACUCUCGGUGUAGAAACGAUGUGUGUGUCCUCCUCUCUCUGAAAGCGCAUUAAGAUCUUAAGGAUUACAUGCGUCAGGCUGGCGAGGUCACCUAUGCUGAUGCUCACAAGCAGCGCCGCAAUGAAGGCGUGGUUGAGUUUGCCUCGUUGUCAGAUAUGAAAACGGCCAUUGAGAAGUUGGAUGAUACCGAGCUAAAUGGUAGGCGCAUUCACCUGGUCGAGGACCGUCGUGGAGGACGCAGCGGUGGUGGUGGUGGCGGAGGACGUGGACGCUCUCGUUCAUCUAGCUCGCGUUCGCGAUCUCGUUCCCGCAGGCGCUCUCGUUCCCGCCGUUCGUCGCACUCGCGCUCCAAGUCGCGCAGCCGCUCCAAGUCCCGUGGCGGACGAUCCAAGUCCAAGUCGCCAGUCAAGUCUCGUUCUCGUUCCCGCUCGCGUUCAAACAAAUCACGCGACGUAUCCAAGUCCAAAUCGAAGUCCCACUCCCGCACACGCUCCCGUUCACCCAAACGUGAGCGUGACUCCCGUUCCCGCUCACGCUCUGUUUCCAAGCGCGAGUCUCGUUCCCGCUCACGUUCCAAGUCCAAUCGCCGCGACUCUCGUUCACGCGAUCGAUCUGCAUCGGCUGACAACAAGUCGCGUUCACGUUCUCGAUCCCGUUCGGCCUCGCCCAAAAAUGGAAACGCAUCACCGGACCGCAAUAACGAGAGCAUGGACGAUUAGAUUAGUUAUUAGCUGUCCCCCCAUUAAUUAUAAAACACUUGAUUUUAGACUUCUACUAUAAACUAUUCUACGAACAUCAAACAACACUCAGACACCCUACUUAUUUACACUGCGUCACACUCUUAAACCAAAUCUAAUGAAAAAAAUGAAAUCAUAUAAAAAUCCACAA